Messenger RNA from Diachasmimorpha longicaudata, 3208 nucleotides. It is a transcript of the gene sotv, whose product is annotated as exostosin-2. Bases 915 to 3005 code for a protein of 696 amino acids. The transcript is spliced from 4 exons. Gene Ontology annotation, molecular function: glycosyltransferase activity. Gene Ontology annotation, cellular component: membrane. The record is from RefSeq and is a predicted model, not a curated record. NCBI's taxonomy places the organism in Eukaryota, Metazoa, Arthropoda, Insecta, Hymenoptera, Braconidae.
UGGACCUUCUCGCCCAUGAGAAUUGACCUUUAUACCACUCGUGCUGAAAGGGCGACUUUGGCCUCCGUUUUUCGUCGAUAUUGAAUAAAAAAUAAAAUAACAACAAUGGGAACCGUGAUAGGAGUGAUCAAAGGGAUUUACUACGACCCCUUCAAAUGGUCGAUUGUUAAGAGCAUCGGAGUCUUCGCGGUGGGUGUCUCCAUCGCCCUGGAAUGUCGAGGGGUAGAUUUCAUGCAGCCAAUCUCCCCGUAGUCAUCUGAAAUCAUUCCUGAAACUGAACUGCUACACAUUCACCCGAAAAAUAUGUAAACAAAUUACAGAAAAAAAAUCUACAAGCGUUUGAAACCAUCAACUUUCUUUUUUAUCUCUCAUUUUGUUAAUAUUUCAUUUAUUUUGUAUAGAAAAAAAUAUAUGUCUCGUCAGAAGCUCACGAAAUUAUGAAAUCAAUUGUUGAAUCUGAAAACAAAUAAAAACCUUUCUGAAAAAUAAAAGUUAUUGGACUAAAAAUGUUGUAGUUUGCAGUUUGAUUAAAUUUGAUAAAAAUCUGAUAAACAAUGAUUGUUUGGAGCUGAUCAGCUGAUGUCACUCUAACCUAUUAGUGUCCACAGAUGUCAACGCUUCGAGAACAGUGGCAGAAAAUUGUAAAUUGUAAAUAAAUAAAUAACUUUAUAACCUCGAUAUUGCAAUAAUUGUCGGUGAUUCUUGAUAAAAAUAAAGUGAAGUUCUCCUUCAAGUGGCUCAAGUCAAUAGUUUGACAGUUAACAUAACCAAAAAGUCAAAAUAAAUAUUAUUCCUAAACCUCAAAAAAUUGAUGUUUGAAUAAUGAAGCCUGCCAGGCAGAGCCUGGAAAAAAUCGCUGCUUUUCAAAAGCUCUAGAACACAUCUUCAAAAACCUGAUCAUUUAAUUCGAAAUAAUGGCAUCGUUCUCCCACCCGAUGACCUCCCGUCCGCUGAUGAUCAGCAUCUCUCUGUUUUUCGCGUUGUUCAUCCUCUCGAUGAUCACGUACCAGAUCCUGACGCUGACACACUCUUCGUCCGAACAAAUCUACCAGCGUCUGGUCCUGGGGGACCUCUCGACAAUACCCACAGUCUCCCUGACCCCCACAUCCCCUAGGACAACCACCACGAACGUCACCUGCACCCACUUCACGUGCUUCAACAUCUACCGAUGUGGUUUCCGGGGGAACAAGCUCCUGGUGUACGUCUACCCUCCGAAGACCUUCCAGGACUCGUCAGGCAGAUUAGCCCCCCAGAUGUCCAAGGAAUACUACGAGUACCUCUCGGCGAUAAUCGCAAGCCCCUUCUACACGCCGAACCCUAAAGAGGCUUGUCUAUUCGUUCCUUCGCUGGACACUCUGAACCAGAAUCGACUGGACCUGACGACGACGUCGCAAUCGUUGAAGUCUCUGGAGUUCUGGAAUAAUGGAGAGAAUCACCUGAUUCUGAACAUGGUACCAGGGGGUCUUCCUGACUACAACACUACCCUGGACGUACCGGUGGACCGGGCGAUUCUUGCCACGGGAGGUCCAUCCUCCCUGACAUACAGGAACAACUUUGACGUGAGUGUUCCUGUAUUCAGUCCAGCGGCAGCCGCACUCCGGCAGAAGUCGCCGGAGAGACGAAAACACCUGGUGGUCUCCUCCCAAAUGAACAUCAACGCAGCAUUCGAACAGGAUCUCAUGGAGAUCGCGGCGAUCAAUAAGGAUCUGCUGAUCCUGGGGGCUUGCCUCCAUCACAAUCCGAUGACUGCGGCGAUUAGGUGUCUGGGGGAGAAGGUCUACAAAUACCCGGAUAUCCUGCAGACGUCGAAUUUCUGUCUGGUUAUCAGGGGUGCUAGACUGGGGCAGAGUGUGCUAAUGGAUGCACUAGCGUCGGGGUGUAUUCCGGUUAUUGUCGCGGAUUCCGUGGUGAUGCCGUUUGCUGAGGUAAUCGACUGGAGGCGCGCCGCCGUUUUCAUCCGCGAGGUAGACAUGCGGAUGUUAAUAUCGACCCUCAAGGCGAUCUCCCCGAAGCGCGUCGAGGAAUUGCGCCGUCAAUGCAACUGGCUGUGGAAGACGUACUUCAAGUCCAUGGAAAAGAUCACCUCAACCCUUCUCGAGAUCCUCUCCGACCGCGUAUUUCCUCACCUCGCCAGGGACUACAACCACUGGAACGUGCCGGAAGUCAGCAAGACUCCCCUGUUUCUGCCAAUAACAGCCCCGAAGACUCACGGCUUCACAGCUGUGAUCCUCACGUAUGACAGAGUGGAACUAUUGUUCUCUCUCAUCAAUAAAAUCGUCCAGGUGCCAAGCCUGGCGAAGGUCCUCGUCAUCUGGAACAAUCAGAGAAAGGAGCCACCUCCUUCCUCCAGGUGGCCCAAACUCAGCAAGCCCCUGCAGGUAAUCAAAACCAAGGAGAAUAAGCUCUCCAACAGAUUCUACCCUUACGAAGAGAUCGAGACAGAAGCCAUUCUCUCUAUCGACGAUGACAUCAUCAUGCUGACAUCAGACGAAGUGGAGUUUGCCUACGAGGUCUGGAGGGAAUUCCCGGACAGGAUAGUUGGCUUUCCAUCGAGAACGCACACCUGGGACAACACUACCAAUCUCUGGAAAUACGAGAGCGAAUGGACCAACAGGAUAUCUAUGGUUCUCACUGGGGCAGCCUUUCACCACAAGUACUGGAGCUACCUCUACACUACGUCGAUGCCAGGGGGCAUCAAGUCCUGGGUCGAUGAGCACAUGAACUGCGAAGAUAUCGCUAUGAACUUUCUUGUGGCCAAUGUCACGGGAAAGGCACCCAUCAAGGUCACCCCGAAGAAGAAAUUCCGGUGCCCUGAGUGCACCAACACUGAGAUGCUCUCCGCUGAUCUGGCUCACAUGGCGGAGAGGACUCAGUGCAUCAACACCUUCAGCAGAAUCUACCGUUCCAUGCCUCUUAAGUCUGUCGAGUUUAGGGCCGAUCCGGUUCUGUUCAAGGAUGUCUUCCCGGAGAAGCUCAAGAGGUUCAAUGGAAUCGGGAGUUUGUAGUUUUUUCAACGAAUCGAAUUCAGUAGAUAAUUAUAUUGGAUUUCUAUUUGUAAAUAGGAUAUAUUUUUAUUUAACUUAUUCUACGGACAUUGUUAAUUUUCAAUUGUUUUGUGAUGGAAAUUCUGCGACAACUGUAUGAAAAAAAUGAUUCACCCGGAAAGAUAAAACUCUAAGAACUUUCAAUAAAAAAUAUUCAAUAGAAA